CAGAGAGGGCGCAGAUUCAGAGUAGGUCCUAGAAGCAGAGACACUUCCCCCUUUAUUUUAUUGUCUCCCUCGUUAUCCACAAGCUGAAAAUUAUUCAUCUCAAGAGUGACGAGUAAAAGUCAGGCUGCGAGUGUGAAAUCAGUCGGUGGGCGCAGCGCCUGCGGAGUAUUUUGUUGUUUUCUGAGUUUUGGUGGAGGUCGUUCCCUGAACUCAGCUGCUGCUUUCGGAGGUCAGUUUGGAUUAUUCAGUGGACGCGUGUUGUAUAGAGCACAAUUCACUAAACACAGAGUUUAUCCCAAAGUUUGGACUGCUGUCACAGCGCACUUCUCUCUGUCUUUUAGGUAUGCCUUUGGUCGUCAGUGUGACUCCCGACAGGUAACCAGGUGUGUUGCUGCUGUCAUGGCCUUGAUGACCCUGCGAGCGUUUCCUGUCACUGUGGUCACCGCACUGAUAGUGCUUGUGUCAUCUUCAGAGGAGCACGAGUGGCAUUUUGAUCCAGCUCAGUGUCGUUACGCCCUGGGGAUGGAGGAUGGCGCCAUCCCAGAUUCUGACAUCACUGCCUCCAGCGCCUGGUCCGACUCCACAGAGGCAAAACAUGGAAGGUUGAGUACUGGAGAGGGGGAUGGAGCGUGGUGUCCAUUAGGCUCCGUCUUCCCCAGCGGAUCAGAGUACCUCCAGAUUGACCUGCACAGACUCCACUUCCUGGCUCUGGUUGGUACUCAGGGUCGCCACGCUGAUGGGCACGGCCAAGAGUUCGCCCGCAGUUACCGGCUCCGCUACUCGCGAGAUGGCGAGAAAUGGAUCACCUGGAAAGACCGCUGGGGCCAAGAUGUGGUGUCUGGUAAUGAGAACACCUACGAUGUUGUGCUGAAAGACCUUGGACCUCCCAUUGUGGCUCGCAUGGUGCGAUUCUACCCACUCGCUGACCGGGUUAUGAGUGUUUGCCUUCGAGUGGAGCUCUAUGGUUGCCUUUGGAACGACGGGUUGAAGGCUUACACAGCUCCAGUGGGUCAUGUCAUGCAAUUGUCCACCAUGUCUGUGUAUCUGAACGACUCCACCUAUGAUGGGAGCACAGAACAAGGAAUACAGUUUGGAGGCCUGGGUCAGCUGUGUGAUGGUGUCCUGGGAGGAGAUGACUUCAUAAAGACUAAGGAGAUGAGGGUGUGGCCUGGUUAUGACUACCUAGGCUGGAGCCGGGAAGCUCUCGGGCAAGGCAGCGUGGAUAUUGAGUUCGACUUUGAGAAACCACGAGUCUUCCACCACAUGCAGGUGCACAGUAAUAACCGUCACACACAGGGUGUGAGAGUUUUCAGCAAAGUGGAGUGUCUUUUUAAGCCCAGCAUCCUCCAGCCAUGGUCCUCUCCUGCCCUCACCCUGCCUGUGCCCCUCGAGGAUCUAAAGGACCCCUCGUCGCGACCCAUCUCUCUCCCACUGGGCGGCCGGCCAGCUCAGAUCCUUCGCUGCAAAUUCUACUUUGCAGACCACUGGCUGCUCAUCAGCGAGAUAUCUUUCCUCUCUGAGCCAUUUGAGGAGGAUGUUACAGACAAGGAUUCAUUUCCUCCAAAUAUUCCAAAGAUUCCUGACACCAGCUCCUCUCCUUCUCCUGUUAAUGUCACCUCUCCUGCUUCCACAUCGAGCCGCAGCACCUUCAAUUCCACUACCAGGCCUUCUGAAUCCCCCACCACCACCGCCUUCAUGAUGGACACCACUGGUAACUGGACGCUUUCAGGGCCUGCAUUUGCUGCUGUUACUCCAAGGGCGGGGCUUCCCGUAGCUAAAGAUGACAGCAGUAAUACAGCUAUUCUGAUUGGCUGCCUGGUGGGCAUCAUCCUUCUGCUGCUGGCUGUGAUAGUUGUCAUUCUUUGGAGGCAGUACUGGAAAAAGUUAUUAGGCAAGGCCCAAGGCAGUCUGUCCAGCGAUGAGCUGCGAGUUCACCUGUCGGUCCCCUCGGACAACGUGGUCAUCAACAACACACACAGCUACUCGAGUCGCUACCAGCGCAUCCACACUUUUCCGGAUGACCGCGACCACGACAGAGAGGCAGAAGGGGAGUAUCAGGAGCCCAGCGCUCUGCUCCGGCCCCGAGAUCACAGAGACAGCACAGCCUUGCUGUUAAACAACCCAGCCCAUUACCUGCUUCUACCAGAUCACAGAAAAGGCUCGAGAGCGUUAGUCGUCCCCAGCUCCACACAGGUUCGGGAAAAGAGCCUCAAUGUGCCCCAGGCUUGUGGUUUGGACUUCGACAUGGAGAAAGGUUUUCCCCCGGCGCAGGAGGAGCCUCCUCCCUAUCCUGGAUCCCCUCCUUACCCUUCUCUGUCUCCACCCGUGUCUCCCCCACUGCCCCCCAGCGUCCCUCACUAUGCUGAGGCAGACAUCGUGAGUCUACAAGGUGUCAGUGGCAACAACACCUACGCCGUACCUGCCUUGGCCUCUUCAAGCCCCGGGGCUGAUGCUGCCCCGCUGCCAGAGCUGCCGCGCCAGUGUCUCAUCUUCAAGGAGAAGCUCGGAGAGGGACAGUUUGGAGAGGUGCACCUAUGUGAAAUCGAGAACCCUCAGGACCUUCCUACCUUGGAGUUUCCCUUCAAUGUGAGAAAAGGUCGCCCCCUUCUGGUAGCUGUGAAGAUACUGCGCCCAGACGCCUCCAAGAAUGCCAGGAACGACUUCCUGAAAGAGGUGAAGAUCCUGUCUCGCUUGAAGGACCCGAACAUAAUCCGGCUGCUGGGAGUGUGCGUGAGCAGUGAUCCCCUCUGCAUGGUCACUGAAUACAUGGAGUGUGGAGACUUGAACCAGUAUCUGUCCCAACGAGUGCUUCUGGACAAGAGCGGGCCUUCACACAAUACACCAACCAUCAGUUACCCAGCCCUCAUCUCCAUGGCCAGCCAGAUUGCUUCAGGAAUGAAGUUCCUCUCCUCGCUUAACUUUGUGCACCGAGAUCUGGCCACACGUAACUGUCUGGUUGGGGGUGAGAGGGGUGAGAGCGGAGAGGAUCAAGGCGGAGAACGUCACAUCAAGAUAGCCGACUUCGGCAUGAGCAGGAACUUGUACGCUGGAGACUACUACAGGAUCCAGGGCAGAGCCGUGCUGCCGAUACGUUGGAUGGCCUGGGAGUGCAUACUCAUGGGUAAGUUCACCACGGCAAGCGACGCGUGGGCGUUCGGAGUCACUCUGUGGGAGAUGCUGAGCGUUUGUCAGGAGCAGCCGUACUCCACCCUCACAGAUGAACAAGUCAUCGACAAUGCUGGGGAGUUCUUCAGAGACCAGGGCAGACAGGUGUAUCUGAGCAGGCCAGCCGUGUGUCCUCAGGGUCUCUACGAGCUCAUGUUGAGUUGCUGGAACAGAGACUGCAAGCUCCGCCCAUCCUUUGCUUACAUCCACUCCUUUCUCACUGAGGAUGCCAUGAACAUGGUGUGAAGCAGAGGAACGGAACAAGAGGAAAAGGCUCGUGCGUUCAUGCAUACGUCCCACAGUGGGACGGUGUGGUGGUGGCUGCACACACGGGGCAGAUGAAAAGGGAGACUGGGUUGCUUGCUUUUAUAUUUUGUUCUUUUGGGUGGAUGGAGCUGAGAGACCGCUGGUUCGGUUUUAUUUCCACAUCAGACCCCAAAGACAAGGGUAACUUCUUCUUAAGAUAGUUUGAGCUACAUUUCUUGUGGGUGGUGGUGGUGGUGGUGGGUGCAGUCUGCAUAGGAUCUUAUUUCUUCUCAGAUAAACAAUCAUGGAGGGGUUGUGACUGGUGAUUAUGUGCUGCAGAGUUAAGGAGCUCAAUUACAGGAAAAAGUAGGAAAUCAGGGCACGACGGUUAUAAAGUUUAAUGAUUGUCUUUUUUUCAGCAUCUCAAAUGUUACUUGCAAGAUAACAGGUGAACAUGUGACCUCUCACACGGCACACAAAGUUUGAAGAGAACACCUGUCGUCCAGAGAAGAAAUGGCACACACACACACACACACACACACACACACACACACACACACACACACACACACACACACACACACACACACACACACACACACAGGGAUUGUGCCGGUGCUUAUAGUAUGUAUAGUCUACUGCACACAUUAUAAUCAGUACGAUUACUCAAAGACACAGCUCCACUGGCCCAGUUAAGCUCCAUCAGACACAAUCAAGUGUAAGGAAAGAUCUCAGACAUGCCUGAUGCAAGCUGGAAUCUGAGUGAUGAAUUUUAUUUUUAUCUCAGCCCCUUAUCCAUGCAUAGUGACCCACGUCCAGAGUUGUAAGUUUUUGUGGACUAAUGUGAAAUGAUGUGGACCAGACAACAGCAGCCGCCUUUCUGCAAUGUGAUCAAGUCAACACCAGCAUCAUAUUCAGAAAGCCCAAAAAAUAUUUGAACUUUACCUUUGAGCCACAGGCCAAAAAAAAUCAUUUAUGAACUUCUGAAGCAUAAGAAAAAGGUGCAGAAGAGGAGUCUCUGCUGCUGACCCACAAGCUGGAACAACUUUUCCAAGCAGACAGUAACACCAGCCAGGCAGUGGACGGGGACUUCAGCUGCACCUGCUUUGGCUGUGACUCAUCACAAAGGAAAGAUGUAAAAAGGAAAAAAAAAAAAAAAAAUUCCAAAAACCAGCUGCACUUUAAACCCUACACGAAUCCCCAGCUGUGAUGAAACUCCUCUCUGUGAUGAUUCCCACUGAUGUGGAUUCUGUUGCAAAGCGAGAUCGAAGUGAAUCACAGAUGUAGGACAAAAUCCUCUCCGACAUGACAUCGCCAAACCAUUAUAGAUGUAAAUUUUUUUUUUUUUAAUGGAAUGGCAUCCUUGGUUACUUUCAUUUUAAAUGUGUGACAACCUUCUGUUCAUUUUUUUUAAUGUGUUGAAACACGUUUAGUCAUCAAAUAAUCUAUUUUCAUUCAUCCAAAUGUAUCACUGUAAUCGAUGCUCAGAAGGAUAUUAUGUGCAUAUCCGAUAUUAAGCGGGUCAUUCCAUGAAAAGUAAUCAGUUCUGCCCACCUGAACCCAUCAGAACCAGCAGAUAUUUUUGUAUGAAAAAGUUUAGCAUGCAGAUUUAUACUAUACAAACUUCAUACUAUGAAUAUUUUCCAAAUUAUAGGAACUCAAAGUACAUAGGGGUGAGUCCAAAUUUUGCACUUUUUAAUUUGAUUUUUUUCCAGCAUUUUUGAGAUCUCACAACUUUCUCACAAUUACAGGAGACAGCUACAUGAAGUUGUCAGGCCUCCAAAAAAAAAAAAAAAGCCCUGCAAAAUAAUCUUUUCCAAGUGUGAAACUCUAAGGCAGAAAACCUGAAGUUUUGACUUUUAGCCUGCAGACGGGCCUGGAUCACUGAGGGCUCAGUGGAGCAGUGGUCACUGGUGUCACAGCACUUGGAUGCUUCCCACUAAAGUCUAGUAAAGUGAAUACGCCAGAAGAAAACUGUCACAAGCUGAACAGGCAAUGAAGCAAUAACAAAGAUUAUAUAGAACAUCUUGACACCAGUGUUGGUUCUCCAUUUCAUAACUGUAAGCUAUAUUUGCAAGUGUUAAAACUAUAAAACUAUGACUAUCUUUAAAAAAAUGUAUUUUGAUACAGAAGGAAGAAAGCCUUGAAGAUGAGCCUGGUAUCAAAAUGUAGGGGGAAAGGAGAACUUUGAUGUGUUAUAGCCUGUUUUGGAGAAAGCCAGAGAGAACCCACUCAAGCACGGGGAGAACAUGCAAACGCUACACAAACUUUAUCUCAUGGUACGGAUGCUUAAAGUUAGUUAUAGAAAAAAAAUUAUGCAGCGUAAAUACGAGAUAUUCGCCUUAGAUCGUGACAGCAAGUGCAAUAUUGAUGUUCCAGCACUUUGUAUUUGAACUCCAUUUCGCAACUGUCUCUUUUACUUAAGUUAUAAGGACUCAAACAUUUUGGAAAAAAUAACAUUAAAAAGCACAGAAUUUUAGCAAACCACUUAUGUAAUUUGCACCUUUUAACACUUAUGGUAUAAAUGUAAUAUUUUGCAUGCUUUCCUUUAAAUAAAAAUAUUGUACCAAACAAUACCUUGCUUCAGACGGGGUUGGGUGGGUCAACUUUAUAUGGAAUGACCCAGUCUGACUACAGUAGAGUCACUGCAGCUACCUUGCUGACAGCACAGCACUGUAAAUCAGUCCUGAUAUGAUCAACAUCACAAAGUAACACAUUUACUGAUGGGGAACAGUUGUGCCAUUUGAGUCCGUUUUGAUACACUGUAGUUCAACUAAACCCAUAUUUUUAUAUAUAUAUAUAUAUAUAUAUAUAUAUACUAUAUGUACUUUUUGUCCCUUUCUGUCUAAAGCUGAAAAUUACAGUAUGUACAUAUUUUAUGGUCAGAAUUGUAAUUUCACUUACUAAUAUAUAGAAAACUAUCACAACUGGGGGUCUUCUGUGUCUCUGUAGAAUGCUUGCUAUGUUGAUGCUCUUGUAAUUCAUUGUGUUGUCUAUUUUUGUAGAUGUUUUCAUAAAGCUAACCUUUUCAAAUAAAUCAG
Messenger RNA from Archocentrus centrarchus (flier cichlid), 6452 nucleotides. RefSeq names its product discoidin domain receptor tyrosine kinase 1 (gene ddr1). Bases 400 to 3411 code for a protein of 1003 amino acids. Lineage: Eukaryota; Metazoa; Chordata; Actinopteri; Cichliformes; Cichlidae. The transcript is spliced from 20 exons. Gene Ontology annotation, molecular function: protein tyrosine kinase collagen receptor activity; collagen binding; ATP binding. Gene Ontology annotation, biological process: positive regulation of neuron projection development; cell surface receptor protein tyrosine kinase signaling pathway; protein phosphorylation. Gene Ontology annotation, cellular component: plasma membrane; signaling receptor complex. The record is from RefSeq and is a predicted model, not a curated record.